CUUCAAACAGUCCUGUAUAAACCAGUCAAAAGAAGCGUUUGUCGUAAUAUCAAAUUGCAUUGUAUUAAUUCGCACGUAUUAGAUUUUUUUUACUUCAAGUACAAUGGAAAGUUGCAUCAAGAACGCAGUUUUCCUAACUUUAAUCUCAUUCGCGAUUUUUGUUCGCAUAAACGCCAGUUGCGAAUACGACAUAUUCGAAGACGAUUGGUGUAAACAUACUGUAAAAACCGCUACAAUGAGAUCUACAAUGUUUUACCGAGCUGGUGAAAAGUGGAAAGAUGGGCCGUGCGUUGAUUGCAGUUGCGGUCCGGAGACUUACAAGACUGUCCUGAACUGUUCGCUGGAAGUGGAAAAUGGAAAGGCAAGAUCUGAUGAAGCCGAAUCCUAUUUUGUAAAUAUUGAUAAUGUAUAUCCAACAUCAUGUCCGUUUGGUUUCACCGAAAUUACAACAGAAAACAGAGAUCUGGCAUCUCAAAUGUUUAUAGUCUAUCGAGUUGUUGACACAGUUUCCAAAACGUGCUGUACCAGAAUGAAUCCGAGUGAAAUCCCCGAAGAAUGUGAAGCAAUACGCUCCGACGAAUGCGAAUAUAAAUUUGUUCUGAAAUCGAACAAUGGGAUUCCAUGUCCUGGACCAAUUUUUAUGUCUGGAUAAAAAAAAAGAAACAUGUCGAUAAACUAUGAAAAUAAUUGACAUGAUAGAAACAAAGCGUUAAUUCUAUAUCUGAACCUUUCUGUUAUUUUAUUGUGAAAUUGUGAAAAGAAAUCAAAUUUGGGUGAUUUUAAUAUCUUGCUUAUAUAUAACAAUAUCCGUAAUGGUUUAUAAAUAAAUGUUAUAUUGCAUCCAAUGCGUUUCUAUUGCUGUGACAAUUGGUAGAUGCAAAAAUACA
Molecule: messenger RNA, 887 nt
Organism: Styela clava
Lineage: Eukaryota; Metazoa; Chordata; Ascidiacea; Stolidobranchia; Styelidae
Source: RefSeq, a predicted model, not a curated record